GCGCUGACGGGUCGCGGGCGGAUACGCGGCUCGGGCGGACACGCGGCUUUCGGUGCCUUCCCGGUUUCCCUGCUCCCGGCCUCGGGUCUUCCCCUCCGCCAUGGCUCCCAAAGGCGGCUCCAAGCAGCAGUCCGAGGAGGACCUGCUCCUCCAGGAUUUCAGCCGCAACCUGUCGGCCAAGUCGUCGGCGCUGUUCUUCGGGAACGCGUUCAUCGUGUCCGCCAUCCCCAUCUGGUUGUACUGGAGAAUAUGGCAUAUGGAUCUCAUCCAGUCUGCUCUUCUCUACAGUGUGAUGACGUUAGUAAGCACUUACUUGGUAGCGUUUGCCUAUAAGAACGUAAAAUUUGUCCUCAAGCACAAAGUAGCACAGAAGAGGGAGGAUGCUGUUUCCAAAGAAGUGACUCGAAAACUUUCUGAAGCUGAUAAUAGAAAGAUGUCUCGGAAGGAGAAAGAUGAAAGAAUCUUGUGGAAGAAGAAUGAAGUUGCUGAUUAUGAAGCCACAACAUUCUCCAUCUUCUAUAACAACACUCUGUUCCUGGUUUUGGUCAUUGUCGCUUCCUUCUUUAUACUGAAGAACUUCAACCCCACAGUGAACUACAUUUUGUCCAUAAGUGCUUCAUCUGGACUCAUCGCCCUCCUGUCUACAGGCUCCAAGUAGACCGUGGAGCUUGGCCCCUGCCUUUGUAUCUAGGGGUGGCCUGUGGUAUAUGGAAAAGUAUCAGGGUGGCCAAGUUGGAAGACACAUAAGAUAUUUUUAUAGUCUGGAGUUUGAGAGUUUAAAAAUGCAGUAGAAUGUAAUUCAGGGUUUGUUUAUUGGCUCUCUUUGACAGAUUGUUGAAAUUAAAUGAAUUGAAAGGGAAACUCAAGAGUACCAGGACAUUUAUUAAAAGACAAGAAGUCUUGUGAUGUGCUCUAAUCAUAAGAGGAGAAAAUAACUUGUUUCCUACAUCUGUCAGAGGUCAUGGUGACCUGGCCUGAGCUGUUAUUAUUUAUAAUAGGAGGAAGAAGUUAAUAACUGGUUCUCUGUGUUCCAAGCACAAUAUUAUAACUUUGUGAACUGUAAAUCUUAGAGUGACUCCUUUUCCCAAGUGAUUAAACAGAAGCCUCAUUUUUUUUUUAACAAGUGUCCAGAUUUGUAAUUUGUAAUAACUCAAAGUUAAAACAUGGCCUUUCCAUUUUGAGGGAAAGAAACUUUAAGGUUUUUUUUUUUUUUUUUUUUUUUUUAAAGGAAAGGCAGCCAAGGUAGUAACCUAAAAAUAGUUGCCAGGCCUAUGAGUGUUGGCCUGUGCGGCUGAAGCACACACUGUUCAGCUGUAUGGCUUUGGCCCUGGGCGGCCAGGGAGGUCAGCUUGACCCUGCCAUGUUGGUUUGAUGUGUGAAGUCACUGGAAUCAUUGUUUUCUGUGACCAGGCUCUCCACACCACAAGUAGAAUAUUAAGUGAGAGAGCACUUCUUUCCUGAUUAUUGACACAUGAGAGACCAAAAGAAUUUUUGUGAACUCAGCCCUGGAGUUCUGUGAAGUCUCCAAGGAAUUUACAGUGGCUUAAGAGGGUUGUCAGCAUUUUUCUAUGAGGACUUUAAUAAAUUUGGCCCUUUUUGCCCAGUGUUCCCUUCAGUUGUAAAAAUACUGAUCACAUUGGUCUUUUGGGGUCUACCUAAGAGCAUCCUCUCAUUGGGUUGUCAUCCCCCCUUUCUCCGCAGUAUGUGCAGGUUCUGUGUGUGCUAUGACUUCCCAGUUAGGAAAAUUUAUAGUUAGGAUCACUGAUUCCAUAUUCCUAUUUCACCAUACUGUGGAACUUUUAUAAACAGCACCUCAAAGGGGAAUGUUGCUAAUAUUUAGUUUCUACUUGUAAACUUAAGAGGAACAUAUGAUUCUAUUCUGACUAUAAAGAUGUGUUCACGGGAGUAGAGCUUCUUCUGUGCUGGUAGAUGGUUCAGUGGUCUCCAGUAAGAACAUAGGGAAGACAGGAGGAGUUUGUACAGUGACCUUACUACUUACUGUUGCAACUGAGAGUCAGUUGAGAAUUCAGUUCUGUCCUGCAGUGCAUUGGUGUCUGAGUGCUGUUGCCACGUAAUGAGGAAUGAAUACAGAAAUGAGAAGAGAUUCAAUGCAAGCACAUUGUAUAACACGUGAGGUUGGGUGUUUUGUUGUUUUGCUCGUAAUAGCUUAUGUACCAGUGCAUUUACCUAAUAAAAUGGUAAUUUGACACACCAUCACAUUGUCUGUGAACUGGCCACUAGGUGGCGGUGCCUGUGUAGAUGGGGAGAAAGUCGCCUCCAUUAUUGCAGAGUAUGGUCAGAAGCUCAAGAUUAGUGAAGUAGGGAUGCCAGCCUCAAGUUCUUAAUUUUAAUUUUAAUUAGUAACCAAAAACUUAGAUUAUGUAGCUUUCUUCUGUCUUGAAUGUUUCCUACAGCCGUUUGAUUUUAAUUCUGUGGUUGUCCUCUAACUGUGCUACCAGAUACAGUUCUGUGCAUGAGGUCGUAUAGCCAGGCCAUCAGCUCCCUUUGAGGAGUUAAUGUAUCAGUCCUUUACACUUGGAAGUGUGACCCUGUUCUCUAACCUCUCCACCAUAGAAAUGUUGCAGAUAGAAUUACCGAGUGCUGAGUAAGACACAGACAGUAAAUUCCUGUGCAGAGUUUUUACCUUAAAAGGACCCCGUACACCACGCUAGUAAAAUAGGACAUUCAUUCAUUUUUUUUUCUAUAUGUGUGAUAUGUAGAAUCUUAGUGUUAAGCAUUUUUUUUCUUGAUUUACUCACUUAUCGCUUAAUAGAAGUCUUAGGUUUAAAUUUACAACUUGUCCUGUUUGGUAUAUUAAAGCAUAAUUUGAAUCAAGAAUUGAAGUUAAUUGGAAUAAUGGAAGUUGAAAUUUAUACUCAUUAUAUAAGCAUUCUUAAGAAAAGUCUUGUUUUUAACAAGUAUGAUUAAACUUUGUUUUUAAAAAUGUG
Psammomys obesus (fat sand rat) is the source of this 2948-nucleotide messenger RNA. RefSeq names its product signal sequence receptor subunit 3 (gene Ssr3). Bases 101 to 658 code for a protein of 185 amino acids. The transcript is spliced from 5 exons. The record is from RefSeq and is a predicted model, not a curated record. Gene Ontology annotation, cellular component: membrane; endoplasmic reticulum. Gene Ontology annotation, biological process: SRP-dependent cotranslational protein targeting to membrane. Lineage: Eukaryota; Metazoa; Chordata; Mammalia; Rodentia; Muridae.